CUUCCUAUUGAGUCGGAUCCCAGCCUUUGGGCCUCCAAACCCUUGAUUGGGAGGAGGUCGGCCUUUCCGUCCCGGAUAUCCCGGCUAAGCCAUGAUUGGGGGUCUGUUGCAUCCAAGCCCCACAAUUGCCGGUUCCUCUUCCUCCUCCGAUUACGGGCCCCAAAAUAGCCUCUGGCCUCCACUUUGGGUUGCUGUCUCCGUCCAGAGGAGUAUAAAGGGAGUUCCAAGAAAGGGAUCGGAGCAGAGAAGGAGGAGAAGAAAGAAGAAGAGAGAAGAGAGGAGAAGAAGAAGGGAAGACCCCCCACUCACCAUGAAGACCCUCGCCCUUUGGGCCCUCCUGGCCUUGGCUGCACUCGCCCUCACAGAGGCUCAAUCCGAUGCUGCCGACAACUCUCCCGACUCUGAAGCCUUUGUCUCCAAGCGGGAAAGCGCCGAAGUGGUCAAGCGGCUCAAGCGGAACUACGACAGGUGGUACCACCGUCAGGUGGCCGCGGUGCCGGCCACUCCCGACCCGUGGGAGGCCCACCGUGAGGUGUGCGAGCUGAACCCCUCGUGCGACGAACUGGCCGACCAGGUGGGCUUCCAGGAGGCCUAUCGCCGCUUCUACGGCCCCCUCUGAGCGGCAGCCAGGGCUUCUGUCCAGUCUGUCAAAAAGCAUUGAAUGGUCAAUAAAAGACGCAUUGAACGGCG
Molecule: messenger RNA, 690 nt
Organism: Anolis sagrei ordinatus
Lineage: Eukaryota; Metazoa; Chordata; Lepidosauria; Squamata; Anolidae
Source: RefSeq, a predicted model, not a curated record